AACGCGUGUAAAUGAGCAAAAAACUUCCUCGGACAUGCGAACGCGUUUAGCAUCAUUGAUAGUUGUGAAGCAGGAACCGCAGGACGAGGAUUUCUUGCUGCCGCCAUCCGUCGCCAAUUUCAGCCAAUUUAUCUUGACGCACUCGAAUAGUGAAAAUGAAGACAGUAACAACAAUAUCACUGAGAUCAAUGGCUACAGUAAUUUUUCAGUGUUGCACCAAUUUGAUGAUUUAAACAAUAAUAGUAGUGAAGGAGAAGUUUUCGGCAAUAUUCAUCACUGCAUCAAUCAGCGGAGCAACUUUGCGGCAGAAGAAGAGGAAGAGUUGGAAGAAGAGAAGGAAAGAGACGAAGAUAAGAAGUGUGCACCUUCACUGUUGUCGGCGAUCGUAGCACAACAGGGCAUCGUCAGUCCAGAAUCCAGUCAAGGGGACAGCGGCACUGCCACUUCAGUAGCUGCGGCAAGUGCUGGGACGGGAAGCACCGGCGAAGGAAUUGCCGCAUCAACUAUGCUGCUAUUGCAAUCUCAACAGAGCACCUUUAGUUCUCUUUCUUCGUUUGAUCUUUUGUCAUCUAAUCAGCAGUACCCAUCUCAGCAAUAUCACCAGCAGAUUCAGCCAGAGUCUGUGCAUUUCGAUAUUGGUGCAAGUGAUCUCGACCCUCUGUCGGACGUCCUAUAUCCGUCUACAUCUGCAUCCUCUUUUGCUGGUCAGAUUCUCGCAUCGACGUCUCAAGAGCGCGUCAGUGACACUCCCUUUGCUGACCAAUUGCAACACUCGAACUCGUCCAGUGACACCCUAGUUGGGCUCAGUAGUCACUCAAGCCACUUCGGAGGCUCUGUGGAGAGCCUUCCAACUACUCUUGUACCUCUCUUCCAAAAGGAGGAGACCAACGUUCUUCUGUCGCCAUCUGAUCAGGCGCAAGAAGCUCUAGACAGACCUACCGACCUCGGACCACUGACUCUUCGCUCCAGCAGUGAUCCCGCCAUAUCCCUGCACUCACUCCAAUCCCGCCAGCCACAAGCCUCACUGUCCACAACUCCCACGGCGCCUGAUUCCCCGCUGCCGAGUUUCCAAGAGACCUACUCUAUCAAGUACAGUCAGUUGGCUAGCUUUGGGCUCAAGAUGGACGAAGACACCUUCAACGUCGCCUCACCUUAUCAUGCUGGUGUGGUGGCUUAUCAGCAUGGCCAUCAGAAUCCUUUUGCCAGUUCCUCCACCACAAUCCAUCACCAAGGACAUUAUGAUUUCCACGGACAGCACACUGCAGCGGCUGGACAGCAGCAUCCUCCGCAGUACAUGCCACAGGGUUCUGGAGGAUUCUACCAGCAGCAGUCCUUCGAGCAACAUCCUAUGCAAUACACGCCCAGCACCCAAGAGCGCUACUCGUUGCCACCUUUUCCCACUGUGUCGGAGCUCCAUGUGUCCACCACCAGCCAGAGACGUGCCUCUCUGCCCCUACAGCGCUCCGAGUCCACGUCGAGCAGCGAGAGCCCCAAACCUCCGCGCGUGCAGCUGCCCAAAGGCUUCCUGACCAGCGCCUCCAGUUCCGCCUCCAGCUCUCCCGGCUGCAUCAACAACAACAACCCAGCGGCGGCUAACAACAACGACCCGGGACUCAGCCGGGGCGUUGUGCAGCCCACGCCGCAGAGUCCUUCUCAAUUGUGCGCCGUUUGCGGAGACACGGCAGCGUGCCAGCACUACGGCGUUCGCACCUGUGAGGGCUGCAAGGGCUUCUUCAAGCGCACCGUGCAGAAGGGCUCCAAGUACGUGUGUCUGGCGGACAAGGCGUGCCCGGUGGAUAAGCGGCGACGCAAUCGCUGCCAGUUCUGCCGCUUCCAGAAGUGUCUGGCCGUGGGCAUGGUGAAGGAAGUGGUACGCACAGACAGUCUCAAGGGGCGUCGCGGGCGGCUGCCCUCGAAGCCCAAGUCCCCGCAGGAGUCCCCGCCGAGCCCGCCUGUGUCCAUGAUCACGGCUAUGGUGCGCGCUCACGUGGACACCACGCCGGACCUGGCCAGUCUAGACUAUUCGCAAUAUCGCGAGCCAACACCGACGGAGCCGGUUCUUUCGGAGGCGGACAAAGUACAACAGUUCUACACUCUCCUCACCACAUCGGUGGACGUGAUCAAGCACUUUGCCGACAAGUUACCUGGAUUCAGUGAUCUCUGCCCGGAGGACCAGGAGCUCCUCUUUCAGUCCGCAUCGCUGGAGCUCUUCGUGCUGAGACUUUCGUACAGGGCUCGCAUUGACGACACGAAGAUGACCUUCUGCAGUGGUGUGGUGCUCCAUAAGAUGCAGUGUCAACGUUCCUUUGGUGACUGGCUCAAUGCCAUCCUCGAGUUCAGCAAGAGUCUUCAUGCUCUCGAAAUCGACAUCUCUGCUUUCGCCUGUCUCUGCGCUCUCACACUCGUUACUGAACGUCAUGGAUUGAAGGAGCCGAAGAAGGUUGAGCAGUUGCAGAUGAAGAUCAUUUCGAGUUUGCGUGAUCAUGUGACAUACAAUGCCGAGGCACAGCGGAAACCGCACUAUUUCAGCCGACUCUUGGGCAAAUUACCCGAGCUGCGUUCCCUGAGUGUGCAGGGACUCCAGCGAAUAUUCUACUUGAAGCUGGAGGAUUUGGUGCCCGCACCACCACUCAUUGAGAACAUGUUUGUGGCCACUCUGCCCUUCUAAGAUGUACGUAAAAUGUGUAUACUCUACUUUAAAUAUAGCUUGCAUAUGUUAUCUUCCCAACAUAUAUGUAUUUUAUAUAAGGGAUACUUUAUGAUAUAGUUUUCUUUGUGAACCAGAUAAAAGACAAGAGAUAAAGACAUUUAGAAUGUGACAUCUUUUAUCGUUACCUUAAAUAAGAUGUGCUUCUUCUGAUUACGAAAAAAGACAGAACAGACAUUUCUUAUAGGUCAAGAUUCUUCACUCGGUGAAGUGUGGAUUGCUCUUGAGUUUAUUUAAUUUUUGUAGAUUUGUAUAGAAACAUUUUAUACGUGAGAUUAAAAAGACCUUUUUUUCAGUAAACUUAAACCUAUUGUGAUUUUUUUAUAUACUUAUUCGGAAUUGUCAAUACUCAUUGAAUGAUAUUUUGAAUUUUUGCGUAUACAAAUUUCUUAAGGAAUAAUUGCGAAGAUAAUUUAGAUUAAGUAAAUGUUAGUGAUUAUACUGUGACCGGUACAAAAUGUAGAUUUACUAUUUAAGUUGCAAUUUGAGAGAAGAAAAAAUAUCUGUUUGACUUUCUUUUCAUCACAUUUUAUGGUUUAUUAUUGUACACUAUUAUACAUACUAAAUGAAGAUUUAAUUACAAGAAAGAUAAAAUGAAAAAAUUGUCAUGGAAAAAAAAUUCGUCUGCAAGCACACUUACAUGUAAUGUGUUUUCUUAUAUAGAAAGGAAAAAAUAGAAACAUUGCAAAAAUAGUUGUCAAUUUGUUCACCCUAUGAAUAAAGUAAAAAGUAAGUGCAAAAGUAAUUUAAUAAGAGUAGAAGUAGAAUAUUUAAGGGAACAUUUUUAUGGUUACCGAGAGUAGACAAAAAAACCCUAGUCCCUAAAAAUCAUUUUAUAAUAAAUUAUUUCUCUUUAUAAGUUACCAGUUGCCUGCCAUUGAUUUAGACACACAAUUUUUACUUAUAUUAGAAAGAGAUUAUUGUAAAUUUUCAUGAAUAUACAUAACAUAUUAGGAAAUAUUCUUGCCAAUAAGGAAAAAUAUUGCAUAUUCAUACCCGAAUAAAACGAAAAAAAAUAAUAUUGCACCUUUUUGGGUAAAGAGAUAGAGAUUAAAUAUAGAAUGCAGAAGGAAACACAAUGAAAGACAUGAAGAAUUUCAAAAGGAAAAAGUACCUUGACACUUGACAAUUUCAAUUUGAGAAUUAAAUAUUUUAAAAAACUUACACGAUGAAGAAAGAAACAAGAGAGAUAAACCUAAAAGUGCCAUUUUUAGAUCUUUAAAAAGAAGAUGAUAAAGAACAGAAAAUGACGGAAAAAUUUACUAUACAUUAUAUUUUUUCUAAAAUCGCCUUUUUGAUAGAAUUUUGGAACAAUUUAUAAUUACUUUUUGUUAUUGAAAUCUCCUUGUAAGAUCAAGCAUGAGGUUUGUGGAAAAAAUAUCCCUGCAACACAGUGAAAUACUCUUCGAAAAAAUAAGUACUGUGAUGGAGGAAUGAUUUUGUGAUAUGAAAGAGAAUUUUUCAGGGGAACAAGAAAAAUUGGCUUUCAUGAUUGCUUUACUAUCUAUAAAUUGAUAACAUUCGUUUUACUUGACACUCACUUGACCGUCCUGAAGAGAUUUAUGAACUUUUUAAUAGGCAUUACCACGUGCACCUUAUCAAACAAUUUUUCUAGUAAGACAUGAGAAAAUUUUUGCUUAAAUAGAAUCCUUAAAUAAACGGCAUUGAAAGGAAAAUGAAACUAUUCUUCUAGCAUACUCUUCAUGAUAUAUACAUACCUUAUAACACUUAUAUUCGACUUUAUCCGAGAUGAACUUUCAAGAAUUUUACAUAUACAUAUCUAGCGAAAGUAAAUUUAAUUACUGUAUUGCAUUAAUAAUUGUAUUGAGAUGCAUGAAUGUUGUCAAAGCACAUAAUUUAAUACAAGAUAUAAUAAUUCAUUAUUAUAUGAAUAAAUAAAGUGUAUAAAAU
Molecule: messenger RNA, 4618 nt
Organism: Phlebotomus argentipes
Lineage: Eukaryota; Metazoa; Arthropoda; Insecta; Diptera; Psychodidae
Gene: Hr38
Product: probable nuclear hormone receptor HR38
Exons: 5
Coding region: 35-2668 (877 amino acids)
Biological process (GO): regulation of transcription by RNA polymerase II; cellular response to corticotropin-releasing hormone stimulus
Cellular component (GO): transcription regulator complex; nucleus
Molecular function (GO): zinc ion binding; nuclear glucocorticoid receptor binding; nuclear receptor activity
Source: RefSeq, a predicted model, not a curated record